Molecule: messenger RNA, 1824 nt
Organism: Pseudozyma flocculosa PF-1
Lineage: Eukaryota; Fungi; Basidiomycota; Ustilaginomycetes; Ustilaginales; Ustilaginaceae
Exons: 3
Coding region: 1-1824 (607 amino acids)
Biological process (GO): regulation of DNA-templated transcription
Cellular component (GO): nucleus
Molecular function (GO): zinc ion binding
Source: RefSeq, a predicted model, not a curated record
AUGGCACGAGGCGGAAGCAGCAUUUGGGCCGACCAGCUCGGUCAGCUGCUCGGGCUAGACAAGGAGACUGUCACAUCUCAGGUGCUGCCUUUCCUCGAUUCGUUCGAUGACCGCCAGGCUCUCCGAUCUCAUCUCGAGGGUCUGCUCGGCACGGGCGAUGCCAAGUCCAAGACCUUCAUCUCCAGCUUUACCGAUUCGCGCUUCCCCGCCCCCGCACCCUCGCCGACUCCAGCACCCAAGCAAGCCGAAACGCGACCGCCCACCUCCUUCCCUGGCAAGCCAGCUGGCAAGGGUAAGAAGAGCCUCGGUGCUCGUGCCGGUAUCGGGAAACCGCUGCCGCCAAGGCAGAUCGACAACCAUGACCAGAGGAUGGAGGAGCUGAGCGCCGCCUUCGGAGGUAUGGGCACCGUCUACAUGAAGAAGAGGGAAGACGACCUGGACAUGCUUGGCUACAAGGGCAAGGGCAAGGGCACCGGCAGCAAGGGCGCGUCGCCCGCCAGAACUCCCGUUUCAGAAGCGCAGACGCCAUCGAAGCCAGCGACUCCCGAGCCUCCGUCGCUCAGCUCUUCCAUGCGGCAGGCCGUAAAGGAAGCCACGGCUCCGCCAAAGCAAUCUCCAUCACAGUCGUCCACGACGGGAGCUCAGUCGCAAGGCUCGACCCUAAAGCCUCCCAAACCGAUCGAGAGCCACCCGCCCACGGCUGAGAUGCUCGCCAUCGAUGCUGUGAUCCAGGAGCUGACAUCCGAUGACGGCGUGGGCUCCACGUCGAGAGAUAAGAUACGACACAAGCGGUGCUUCUGCCAAGGCCGGGAGCACUCGCUCGCGCCAAACGUCCCCAUCUGCUACUCGUGCGGCCUCGUCAUCUGCUCGGCGCUUUUUCCGAGCCCCCUUUCACCGCUCUCGGGCUGCCCAUCAUGCGCCGCAUCUCCGCUUCUAUCAUCGUCGGCACGCGGGGAUCUGAUUGCCAAGCUGGCAGCCGAGAGGGAGGAGCUGGUCGAGCAGCAGAGGAUCCACAUCGAGAUGAUGCGAGAGCAGAAGAAGCUGAACAAGGAGAAGCGCAAAGAGGAGCAAUCGAUGUUCCCGCAGCUCGGCGAGGCCAGCUUGUCGGCACCGUCGCCCUCGCACAUCCCCGCCAUCGGCAAGCACGGGGGUAUGGCCCGCGCCAAGACGCUGGCUCAGGAUGCACAGCGCACCGCCAAGGUGCUCAGUCUUAACAUGAAGACGCACAAGCUCACUGUGCCCAAGAAACCCAAGGUCAAGGCGCCCAAGACGGAGGCUGCGGGCUCUGGUGCAGCAGCAAAGGUCGUCGAGGCUCCAGAGGAGGCAGAAACCGAGACGCCGGAAGACAUCUACACCGCCCUCGAUGGAUCUGCCCUCGUGAUCGAUCCGGACGACGACGGGUUCGCGAUGCACUUCCCCAUGGUCAAGAGCGUCGGCGCCACCGGAACGUCCAACGGCUUCAAUGGAACCCACGACUCGAAGGCUCGGGGCGGAGAGGGUGCCCUGCGCUGGUCCAACCGCACACUGCUCGAAGGCCAGAGGCUCGAUCGCGAUGAGUAUCAAGGGGAUGAACCUGCUCGCCUUCGAUAUAUGGCGGCCGACGAGCGAGCCGCCCUCUUCCCAGAUACAGGCGAGGAUGGCGAAGAGGAUGACAGCGGGGACCACAGCCAGGUGCCCGGCAGCGGCGGUAGCUCGACGACGACGCCCAAGGGCAAAGCAGCCGAAGCCCGUAACAAGGCGGUGCCGGGAUCUGCGACGCCCGCCGCUACCAACGACGGCAACCGGAGGAAGAAGAAGAAGGGAGCCAAGGGUGGAGGGCCAUGA